Messenger RNA from Camelina sativa (false flax), 1141 nucleotides. The record is from RefSeq and is a predicted model, not a curated record. Lineage: Eukaryota; Viridiplantae; Streptophyta; Magnoliopsida; Brassicales; Brassicaceae.
UAGGGUUUAUCCAAGACAAAACAUAAAAAAAUUGAUAAAUGAAAGGGGAUUUGUCGGCGGCGAGAAAGCCGACCCAAGAAAAAAUCAUUGAUGAAGCCUGGUUGGAGAUGGUGGAAACCAUCUUAAUUAAGGAGGAAGGACUUGAAUAUGUGCUCAAGCAUGGAGUCCCGCCGGAUCCAUCGAAGAAUCCAGAGUUAGAAGCGACGAUUACACGCGAAGAAGUUUCACAAUGGAGGGAACGUGUGAGAGAAGACAUGAGAGCACUCCAGUUUUUGCAGUUUGCUCUCCCAGAAUCUCUUUUCAGAAAGACAAUCUGGGCUCCUUCGGCUAAGAUUCUUUGGGAUUAUCUAUACGAAGUAGCUGUUCAUCGUGUAGCUGAAAGUGUUGGUGAUUUCACUUUUGGUGAGGAUACUUGGAGGAUCAGCUCCUCUAACUCGAAUCAUAUGACUCCAUAUGCCAAGUUCUUCACCACUUACGAAUCACGGCUAUCUAGGGUUGAAUUCACAUCUGGAGGUUGUACACUCUCAAAAGGAGUUGGAGAUGUGACUUUCAUGACUAAGGAUGGUGAGAAGACGAUCAAGAAUGUGCUUUACGUUCCAGAGAUCAAGGGAAACGCUUUGAGUGUUUCUCAGAUGGCAAGGAACGGCUUUAAAGUUGAAAUGGAUGGAGAAAGAUGCACCAUCUGGGAUCGAACGACUGGGAAAGUUUUUGGUGACACCACUAGGGAAGAGAGAGGCUUUUGCUUGCGUUUGGUUGCUUCUUCGGCUAAGGAUCACGUAGCUGAACAUUUUGUUGACAGAACAAAGCAAGCUAAGGUUAAAUUCACAUCUGGAGAUGGUACCACCACCACCUACGUGGCAGAAGGGAUUGGAAAUGUGACUUUCUUGACUAAGGAGGGUGCUCAGACGAUCGAGAAUGUGCUUUACAUUCCAGGGAUCAAGGGAAACGCUUUGAGUGUUUCUCAGCUGAAGAAUAGCGGAUUUGGAGUUGCUUUUGAUGAGGAGAAGACAAGAUGCACUAUAUGGAAUCAGACUACCUACUGGGAAGAAUUUUGGUAAAACCAUGUGGGAAAAUAGAGGCUACUGUCUACGUUGGAAUGUGCUUCAUCAAGGAUGUCAUGUUCAAAACAAGAAGAGAAAGU